AAGUUUCUAGGCGCCAGCGUUAUUGGUGGUGGCGGAAGUGGAAGUCGUGCUGUGGGGAUGUGGGGAUGAGCAAGGUCGUUGUCCUAUAAAUACAGCUUUUUUUGUCAUGCUCGAUUAGGGGGCAUAACGUAGGACUCAUUGGAGCACCAGCAGCUGUCAGAAGAACUUCCAACUUCGGCGUUGACACUGAUCUUGACAUCCAGAAGAAACAAGGACGAUUGUGAAACAUUUCAAUUUCGAAAGUGAACCAUUGGUGUUCUGACUGGCCACACUAGCAGUGGUUGUGAUUUUUGGUGCAUUUCUGUGAUAUGGAUACUACUGAAGCCAUAUAAUCGUUUUCAAGUACUGUGAUUGGCACCUGCUUGUCAUGUAUUCUCUCAGGAAGUGGUUCUACAGACCCAAGAGGACGGACACAUCGCUGUUCGCGCAGUUCUUUUUUGCCGACGAUGAGCUGAACAAGGUGACGCUGGAGCUGGACAGCUUCGACGGCCGGAAGGACCCCGAGCGGUGCACCCUGCUCGUGAACCAGCUGCGGGCCUGCCAGGACAAGGUUCUGAGUAUUUGCAACCACAUGCUGGACGAAGUGGUGGGGGAGGACCGCGCGCCGCGCGACUUCCGCGCCAAAUUUCCCGACGAUGUGCUGCAGGAGAACCUGGCCGGCCAGCUCUGGUUCGGCGCGGAGUGUCUGGCCGCCGGCUCUUGCAUCAUGAACCGGGAGAUGGAGAGCGCCGGCAUGCGUCCGCUGGCCAAGGCUGUCACCAAGAGCCUGGAGAACGUCCGAGCGCUGCUGCGUGAACAGUGCCUAAAGUCGCCACAAGAGUUCACCGAGAAACUGUGCGAGUCGCUGAAGAUCUUUGACCGGCUAUUCGCCGAGUUCGAGCUGCGUUACGUCAGCGCCAUGGUAACGGUCAAGUCGGCCAAGGAGUACGCCCUUAUACAGAAUGUCAUAGCGCUCUUCUCCGAGACCGUGCAGAGGGCGCUGCGCCUGGGUCUGCUGAGUCAGGAGCAGCUGGAUCUGUACGAUCCGGCUCUCAUGUUCACCAUCCCUCGGCUGGCCAUAGUCGCCGGGCUGGUCAUCUACCCGGAUGGACCGCUGCGGCUCGAUCAGGAUAUCGCGGACAUUUCGGAACUCUUCCGACCGUUCAAGAAUCUGCUGUGUAAGAUCCGCGAGCUGCUAUGGACGCUCAGUAAGGCCGAGCUCUACGCUCUGGAGAAGGCCCUCUGCUCGGUGGACGAACCCAUCAACACGGUGGCCAGUGACGUGCCCUCGGCACCCGACGCCUACCCCAUGCCCGACAUCGACGCGUUCGUGGCCGAGUUCUACUCCAAGAACCCGGGCUGUCGGCGGAGUGUCAGCCGCUCAGCGUGUCGGGAGACGGAGGCGCGUCUGCGUCAGUUCCACCCGGGCAGCCGCUCGCACCGGCGCCGGCGCGGCCAGGGCGGCUCCGGCAGCGGCUCGAACGGCCACCGCCGGCUGGCGAGGAGCGGGGCCACUGCUGAGGAGGCGGCGGCCACCGGCGCCCCGGCAGACCAGCGCCGCGGGUCAGCCACGGAGCCGGCCGCCAGGGGCCGCGUCGGAAGGGUGCCCAUCAUCGCCUGCGACUACGGCAGCCGCCUGGACCAGCGCCGGGACGUGGAGCGUCAGGUGGCCUCCAUCGUGGACGACCUGGUGGGCCUGGCCGUCUCAGAGGCGGAGCGGCGCGCUCAGUCUGCCGAGGAACCCGAGCCGCCCGCCGCCCCCGCCCCCGCCCCCGCCCCCGGGCACAGCGGCACCGGCAGACACCGCAAGAAGAAGCUAACCCGCGCUCCGUGCGGCAGCGCCGGAGGCCUGCUCUACCAGCACAACCACUGCUCGCCGGGCGGCGCUCCGGCCGAGGGCAGCAGCCACCAGUCGUCCCAGUCCGGCUCCGACUCUAGUGACGACGAGCGGCCCACGCGCAGCGGAGACCGAGAGAUCGCGCUGGCCAUCCAGGCGGCCGAGAUCGCCACGCGCAGCCGGUCCCGCGCGCGCUUCAAGGACAGCCAGGACCUGAUUCACCGUCUGUUUGUCUGCAUUUCGGGAGUGGCCGACCAGCUUCAGACCAACUUCGCCUCAGACCUGCGCAACAUCCUCAAGGUGGUCUUCCAGAUCAACGCCACGCCCGAGGAGGAUUCCAGCGGAGAGCUGAGCCCGUCGUGCGGCUCUGUCGACUCUGCCGAGGAGGCGCUGGGCUCUCCGGCGGCCGUCAUCGACGUGGUGGAUGUAGGCGGGCCCGCCCCCGCCCCCGCGCCGGCCCUGCUCAGCCAGGUCUCGGAGGAGUCCCACCUGGCCAGCAACAUGCGCGUGGUGGGCGACCACAUGGAGGCCCAGGUGCUGGUGCACGGCAGCAUCGGCAUCAGCGGCGAGGCCGGCCUGGUGCAGCAGGUGCUGGCAGAGGGCGGCCCGGCCCGGCCGCUGCCGCCGCCGCCGGCGCCUCCGGCCGUCACCGUGCCGGCGCGGCUGACGGAGGCGCUCGAGCCGCGCCAGCCGCCGCCGCCGCCGCCGCUGGAGGUGACGCCGCGCCGCUCGGCGCCGCUCUGGGUGCCCGACCAGGCGGCGCCAGAGUGCAUGCAGUGCGGCCAGCCGUUCACGAUGGUGCGCCGCCGCCACCAUUGCCGCCGCUGCGGCCGCGUGUUCUGCUCGCGCUGCAGCUCGGGCGUGCUGCCGCUGCCCCAGUUCGGACACCAGCUGCCCGUGCGCGUGUGUGACGAGUGCCUGGCCGCGGAGACGCAGAGCUGAGAGGGACGGGCGCCCGGCCGGAGCCACAGUGGUAAUACUCGAGAGAAGCGCAGAGCGCGGCGGGCCGGACGGCGCCGCGCGAACAUGUUAUUUUCGUACACGUGACUGAGCUGUUGAGAGCGUUCACAGGUUUAUAGGUAGUUUAUGAACAGUUAUCGAGGUGUGCGUGCGUGUGAGAGAGCUAGGCGCCGUGUUUGUUUUGACCAAGAGGCGCUCGAUGCGAAUGGUUAUCGUGUAUGUCGUUUACUCGCUGGAGAUAUUGGCCGGUUGGUUCAGUGCCGUUAGUAUGCUGGUAACCGCUGUGGGCCGGGACGCCUCUGAUUUAGCCUUAUUUGGGUAUAUCGUCGCUGUAUUCCGGACGGAACGACCGUCCGCUGAUGCCGAGGUCACAAUGCGUGUCACGAGACAGGGGAUUGCUCAAAGGGGGUGGGGUCCACUGCUGUGUGCGGGGCGGCGGUCCGUGCGCCGCGCGCCAGGUCAGGUCACCUGUGUGUGCAGAGCGCCGGCCGCCGCCGCACCAGACGGUGAGCGACGCCGUGACCUGACGGGGAGCGACGCCGUGACCUGGCGGCCUUUUACUUAACCCGGCCGUCCGUCCGUGCCGGGCCGUUUUACUUUUGGACGCAACACUGUGAUACCGUCUGUCUGUCUGUCUGUCCGUCGGGCUUGAGAGGCGGGCGAAUGGACCCGGCCGGCCGCCGCCGCGUUUUUUAACGGAAAGGUACUACAAUACACGUAACACUCGGCAAUCA
Molecule: messenger RNA, 3510 nt
Organism: Amphibalanus amphitrite
Lineage: Eukaryota; Metazoa; Arthropoda; Thecostraca; Balanomorpha; Balanidae
Product: lateral signaling target protein 2 homolog
Exons: 11
Coding region: 368-2758 (796 amino acids)
Cellular component (GO): early endosome membrane
Molecular function (GO): metal ion binding
Source: RefSeq, a predicted model, not a curated record